Xenopus tropicalis (tropical clawed frog) is the source of this 654-nucleotide messenger RNA. RefSeq names its product E3 ubiquitin-protein ligase RNF152-like. The record is from RefSeq and is a predicted model, not a curated record. Bases 1 to 654 code for a protein of 217 amino acids. Lineage: Eukaryota; Metazoa; Chordata; Amphibia; Anura; Pipidae. The transcript is spliced from 2 exons.
AUGGCAGUGAAUCAGGCCAGCGGCAUGGGCUCUGACAUUACUCUUUCCUAUGAUGAAUAUGAGUGCAAAAUCUGCUAUAACUAUUUCGAUUUGGACAGGAGGGCCCCCAAGCUGCUAGAGUGCCUGCACACCUUCUGCCAGGAGUGUCUGAACACUUUGCACCGCCGGGAAGACAGGCCUUGGCGCCUCUCCUGCCCUGUCUGUCGGCAUCGCACCGUAGUACCAGACUCUCGGGUGGACGCUCUGCCAAUCAACACCAAGGUAGCGGAGGCUUUCCCUCUGUACGUGCGGCCAGACGACCCUUUCCCCCAAGACAUCCUACCUCCCAUAACCUAUCAUCAACAGCGCGGCCUGCAGUACCACCAGAGGCCGGCAGGUGGCGCACUGUUCCACGGCUCUGCGGACUUGCGCUACAGCUUCCACCCAGGACAAGAUGCAGCGGCAGCCGUCACGCAAGGCCGGGGUCCCUUUCCGGCUCUAAAUGAGGCACCGGCCCCAAGCGCACCAUCAGCCAGAAGAGGCUAUGAACGGUGCCAGAGCUGCAAGAGGGCUGUGUUAACUGCGGGCUGUGUGUGCGUGGUGUUUUCCUUCCUGGCCAUGGUAGUUCUGCUCUUUGCCGGCCUUGUUUUUGUAAACAGGUAUCAUUACACUUAA